Messenger RNA from Coccinella septempunctata (seven-spotted ladybird), 989 nucleotides. RefSeq names its product DDRGK domain-containing protein 1 (gene Ddrgk1). Lineage: Eukaryota; Metazoa; Arthropoda; Insecta; Coleoptera; Coccinellidae. The record is from RefSeq and is a predicted model, not a curated record. Bases 96 to 932 code for a protein of 278 amino acids. The transcript is spliced from 3 exons.
AUAUAAGUCUAUGAUCAGUGCUGAGCAGCUGAACUGACCUUGAUACGAGAAAAAGGAAAACAAAUGGAAAAAGUGGAAAGUGCAUGAACUGAAAUAUGGAUAUAACAUUAUUAAUUGCUUUGGCAUCUUUAAUUUCAUUAUUGAUCUUUGCAGUAGGGUUCUAUUUAUCAACUAAAAAACCACCCACACAUGCACAAGAACCCCAAGACAGAGCUGGGGGUGUUCCCCUCAGAAGAGCUCAGCUUGCUCGAAAUCGUGGAAUUCGAUUGCGAGCUGCUCAACAACAACAUAAUGAAAACAUCGCUGCUGAAGAGUCAGAACCUGAAAGAAAUGUUGACUUAGGGGAUGCUAAAAUAGGCGCUAAGAAGAGGGCGAAAUUGGAAGCAAAAGCUGAAAAGAAAGCACAACGGGAAGCUGAAGAAAGAUUGAGGAGUGAUAGGAAGGAAAGGGAAAAGCAGUUGGAUGAAGAAAGAAAGAAGAUAGAGGAAAAAGAAAGGUUGGAAGCAAAAAAGAAAGAAGAAGAGGAAAAAAGGAUGAGAGAAGAGAAAGAACGGAGAGAAUAUGAGGAAUAUUUAAAAAUGAAAGAAGCAUUCUCUGUAGAAGAAGAAGGUUUUGAUGAAGAUGAACAGGAUGAACAGAACCUACUGCAGGAAUUUGUUAACUACAUUAAGAACAAUAAGGUAGUUAUAAUUGAAGAUUUAGCAGCACAUUUCAAAUUGAAAACUCAAGCUGCAUUGGACAGAAUCAAAGAUCUCCAAAAUGACAAUAUAUUAACUGGUGUGAUUGAUGAUAGGGGGAAGUUCAUUUAUGUUUCGCAAGAAGAAAUGGGGGCUGUUGUCAAAUUCAUCAAGCAAAGGGGCAGAGUUUCGAUAUCAGAAUUGGUGGAUCAUAGUAAUAUUCUAAUAAACAUGACUCCUAAGGUUUCUGUUUGAAAUUGAUGUCGUAUGUUGUUAUUCAUAAUUGAAAAAUGUAUAAAAUGAUUGAAGAAA